This is a messenger RNA of Erythranthe guttata (spotted monkey flower), 1240 nucleotides long. Its product is annotated as protein transport protein sft2. Gene Ontology annotation, cellular component: membrane. Gene Ontology annotation, biological process: vesicle-mediated transport. NCBI's taxonomy places the organism in Eukaryota, Viridiplantae, Streptophyta, Magnoliopsida, Lamiales, Phrymaceae. The record is from RefSeq and is a predicted model, not a curated record.
UCCAAUAAGCAAGACUUGAAUAGUGGGGCAAGCAAAAUACGCAAUUACCGUUUCUUAACAAGUACGAAUUGCCAGUGGUUUUGAUUUGGUGAAGGGGUUCCUCCAUUAACAAGCAAGCUUUCAAUCAAUCCUCCAUAGCAAACAAAUACCAAAAUCGAUUCCUCGAAAAAUGCAGAAUUGGUUUUCAGGGGGCGUUGGUAGUGAUGAAACUUCUCCCCAGCAGCCCAAGUUGUCUUCGUCCUCUUCUCUGCUUGCAGAUUGGAAUUCAUACGCCGCCGCUAGAUCUUCCGAAGAGAGUAGCAGCGGCUCCCUCGUCGGUGUUUUUGAUAUCGAAUCCGCUGUCAGGUCCGCCAACGACACCGUUUCCGGCACCUUCAAUGUGGUUUCGAAAGGAGUGAGAGAUAUACCCGGAAACUUUCAGUCUGCCACGAGUAGCAUCCCUUCUGGAAAAGCACUCAUGUAUUUUGGCUUGCUAUUAGCAAGUGGAGUUUUCUUUAUAUUUAUAGCAUUCACUCUAUUCCUUCCGGUGAUCGUGUUGGUGCCUCAGAAAUUUGCCCUCUGCUUUACUGCCGGGUGUGCCUUCAUCAUCGGUUCGUUUUUUGCCCUUAAAGGUCCAAAGAAUCAGUUUACCCACAUGUCAUCAAAGGAGAGGCUCCCGUUUACAUUAGGGUUCCUUGGCAGCAUGAUUGGCACCAUUUAUGUCUCUAUGGUCCUUCAUAGCUAUGUUUUAUCUGUGCUCUUUUCUGUGCUUCAGGUUAUGGCUCUAGCAUACUAUGCAAUCUCUUACUUUCCGGGUGGAUCAGCUGGGCUGAAGUUCAUUUCGUCAUCGUUGACAUCUUCCGUUUUGAAGUGCUUUGGCAGGUGACACGGUAAGGAAUACAUUUGUAGUUCUUUGUUUUUUUGAACGGAAGAAUAUACUUGUUAAAGCCAUAUGGUGGUAUUUUAUAUUUCAAUAGCUUCCAUUAUGCUCAGAAAUUUUCCCCAUAGUGAUUUAGUGACAUUAUAUUCGAGUCCUUAACCAUGAUUUCACCUUGCAUAUCAUUUGAAUUAGGGAUGUGAUUUGUUUCCCUAAUAUAUUCUUUAUUAGAGAAAAUCAUAAGCAGUAAGUUUUGUCAAAUUAAAAAUGGACUGUGAUUACAGAUGUUGAUCACUUCCCAUAGGAACUGUAUCAAACAUCAUGACUUGGAUUUACGAUUUUAUUUUCUGUGAACGCCUUUAAAUGAAUUCAUUUUACUAUGAA